This is a messenger RNA of Trypanosoma grayi, 1710 nucleotides long. RefSeq lists its product as hypothetical. The record is from RefSeq and is a predicted model, not a curated record. Lineage: Eukaryota; Euglenozoa; Kinetoplastea; Trypanosomatida; Trypanosomatidae. Bases 1 to 1710 code for a protein of 569 amino acids. The transcript has a single exon.
AUGACCACAUACUACGUGCCUUCUUCUGUUGAGAAUGGGGAGUAUCCUCUGUCCCAGCCUUCUGGCCACGGUGACUUUGAUCUAUAUCUUACUAACGGUGGUGCAAAAGAGGCUGUGACAAACAUCCUUCCACCACGGCAGAUUCAGGAUCCAUUGCCGCUACCGCCGCGGCAGCAACAGCAGCAUCAGGAGGAAUCUCACACACGGGAGUCGAGGACGUCAUCGCAUCGAGAACAUGGACGUGCAGAGGUUUCCUAUGUUGUUGACCAGCUGGUGGAUGAGCAGCAAAAGGUGCUGGCACUCCAGGAGCAGAUUGCUACGCUCUCUAACGAUCUGAGUGAGGCGCGGUCUGCGUCUCGCGGUGCCUCGCAUGAAUCCCUGCAGGAUUCCGGACGCUACUUUAUCCGCACCACGAACAGUGGCGCAAAUCCUCCUUCCGGUGACGCGCUGCGUAAGUUGCUUGAACUCUAUGGUGUCAUAGACAACUCAGAGGGUGCUCCAAUGUGGACCAGGGAGGAAAUGAAGGCGUUGCAGUGUGCUCCGCUGCAGCAACUGGUCUUUCUGCGGAAGAAACUCCUUGCGUCCCUGUUUGGCCUCUCAGACGCUAUCGUUCGACGACGUUUGUGCAUCACUAAGUCACGUAAUGUACAGGAUAAGACCCAAGAGGAGAACAACGUGAUCAUCAUGGCGUCCCUGCACCGUUUGUUGGGGGAGGCGUUUUAUAUCAACUCCGUGACUGGCGCAAAGGAGCUCUACACCUUGGCGGAGGGAAUCUGCGGGAUCGAAACUGAAGUGUUCGACGCGGCGUGGUACAAUAUUCGUGAAGUUACGGACGACGGCUUACUCUUUAAUUCAUAUGAAAAACUCCAGGAGUUUGUGCAACACCCCUCCAAGCACCUGACGAAGCAGUGGCGUAAGCGGUACGAAGGCUCCAUGCGAAAAAUACUACUGGCUGCUGUGAUAAAUUCCAAAGGGACCACACUGCUGCAGACACGCCGCAAGGAACUUGAGGUGAUUGCGCGUGAGGAACUGUUCCAUACAGCGUUGCUUCGCGCAGUGCAGGGUCGUGAUGUGGUGCCACAGAGCAUCCACUGUUUUCCCCCUGAAGGGAUUCCAGCAGCACAGCCGUGCGAGGUUGAGGUUGAGGACCGCCCAUCCCCACCGAUGGUGCCAAAGGGGCCCUCUGUGUCGUCGCGGGGGGAGCCACCGAUGCGGUCCCCGCGCGUCACUGUUUCACCGUUGAGUUCCGCACGCAUAGCGCACUGUCGAUGGAACCCCAACCGUGUACCUUUCCAGCAGCAGCAACAGCAACACGCGCUUUCCCGCGAUGACACGUCGCUGAGUCGUGUAACGCGUGAGGCGCCUGUUUCCAUCAGCGCGCAGCGGCAGCGGAACGUGGGGGCGGGGGCGCCCUCCAGGCGCCGCACGGCGGAGAGCCUCGGGCUUCCAUCGACGUACACGACGCCUCGUUCGGGGUGGCAGACGCCAUACACGCAGCGCACGCCGACCCCCACACGCGUGGACUCCCGCGCUACCACGCCAAAACGCCACAACAACAUGAACUUGCGCCCCUACGAUGCCGACCCCUGUCGCCUGGUAAGCAUGCCGGUGCGAGUGACGUCGUCCCCGCUCCGCCAGCUGGAAGUGGAAUACCUCAACAGCCGUCACAACUUACAAAAAGCAGUACCAGCAACGAUAGGGCGACGAUGA